UAUGAAGAGCAGGAAAAGAUCUUCAUCUUCACCACCAACAACAACAUCAUCAGUUCAACAUCUUACAACAACAAAUUAUAAAGGAACUAAAUUCAGGAAAGAUAGUAUUAGAGUUGAAAGAAGCUCUUCGGAAAACUACCCUUGAGGUAGUUCAGAUGGAAUGGAUACAUGUGAUAAUAGUUUGAACCCAUCAUAUAACAGAAGAAUCACAUAUGAGAAGUAUCUUGAUACUAGUGACAACUUGUAUCCAAUCUUUUUAAAUCUCAGCAGGUCUAAGUUAUUGGAAAAUAUACAAUCUUCCAUUUCAAAAAUCACGUCGUCAAGGGAUAGCCUUCAGUCUUGCGAACAACCUUCUUUUAUUGCCCAAGGACAGCUUGAGAGAGCAAUGGGUUGGGCUUGCGAGGGUCCAAACUCAAGUAGUUCUGGAAAUUCCUCAACUAAAAAUUCAGGAAUUCCUCCCAAGUUCCAUGAACAUAUUAAGAAAUGGAGGGAGAUUGUAUGAGAAUCUAGAGAAAAAGGAUCAUAUAUUGUGAAGUUAUGCAUGUCAGUAUUGAUUUUUCUUCAACCCAUCAAUGGAAUAUCACAGCUUUUGGUUCAGAAGAAAUGUAGCAGAAAAGCAUUCAGGUUCAGAGCACAAGCUGUUCCCUCCAAAACCCAGAGGAUAAUGGAGAGUGUUUCUGUGAGUGGUGAAGUUGGUGGAGCUGGAGGAGCAUACUCGUAUGAAGCUUUGAAAAGAUUAGACCAGCUAUGGUCAAAUAUUUGUUCACCUCAAGAAGUUGUGCAGGAACCUCAACAAAUUGUCUCAACAAUACCAAGCUUGUUUACCUCAUCUGAUCUUGCUGAUAAAAUAGAAGGUUCAUAUGAUGUGUUAGUGUGUGGAGGAACUCUUGGAAUUUUCAUUGCCACCGCCUUGUGCGCAAGGGGUCUUCGAGUGGCAAUUGUGGAAAGGAAUGUAUUGAAAGGGAGAGAACAAGAAUGGAACAUAUCAAGAAAGGAGCUUCUGGAACUUGUUGAAGUUGGAAUCUUGGAAGAAGAUGACAUUGAAAGAGUCACAACAGCAAAAUUUAAUCCUAAUAGAUGUGGAUUUGAAAGCAAAGGAGAUAUCUGGGUCAACAACAUUCUUAAUCUCGGUGUUUCGCCUGUUAGGCUUAUAGAGAUUGUAAAGAAACGUUUUAUCUCCCUCGGUGGAGUCUUUUUUGAGGGUUACAGUGUCUCCUUCAUAAAUGUAUACGAGGAUGCUGCUGUUCUGAAACUUUCUGGGGGCAAAGUCUUGUCAUCUCGUCUUAUAAUUGAUGCCAUGGGGAACUUUUCCCCUGUUGUAAAACAGAUAAGACGUGGGAGGAAGCCUGAUGGUGUUUGCCUUGUUGUUGGAACCUGUGCACGUGGCUUUGAGAAUAACUCCAAUAGUGAUGUCAUAUUCAGCAGCUCAUCAGUAAAGAGAGUUGGUGAUUCAAAAGCACAAUAUUUUUGGGAGGCAUUUCCAGCAGGAUCAGGUCCUCUUGACCGUACUACUUAUAUGUUCACUUAUGUAGAACCUCAACCAGGAUCGCCAAAAUUGGAAGAAUUGUUGGAAGAAUACUGGAAUCUGAUGCCAGAAUAUCAGGGUGUUCCACUUGACAAUCUAGAGAUACUGAGAGUUAUUUAUGGCAUCUUUCCCACAUAUCGUGAGAGCCCGCUACCAGCUGCUUUUAGUAGAGUUUUGCAGUUUGGUGAUGCCAGUGGUAUACAAUCGCCUGUAUCAUUUGGUGGUUUUGGAAGCUUGACCAGGCAUCUUGGGAGACUGUCAGCUGGAAUACAGGAAGCAAUCGAUGGUGAUUAUCUUGACUCAUACAACCUCUCUCUUCUGAAUCCAUACAUGCCCAACUUGAGUGCUUCAUGGUUGUUCCAAAGAGCAAUGUCAGCAAAACAACAGUCCGAUGUUCCCGAAGAUUUUAUCAAUGAACUUCUUUAUGCCAACUUUAGUUGUAUGCAGAGGCUUGGAGAUCCAGUGCUACGACCAUUUCUGCAGGAUGUUGUACAGUUUGGGGCACUUUCGAAGACACUAGGCCUGGUUAUGUUAACACGGCCUCAAAUACUCCCAUCCAUAUUCAAACAGGUUGGUAUUCCCGUACUACUCGAUUGGUCCAGACAUUUUCUGAUGCUUGGCUAUUACACCUUUCUCGCGACCUUUGCUGAUCCUGCUGUGAGGCCAUUUUUGAAUACACUUCCAUCGAUGACGAGUUUCCAGUGGAAAAGACAUCUUGAGGCAUGGAAAUAUGGAGCUGGUCUUGAUUACAAGCUAUAAUUAGGAACUAUACGUAUACACAUGGUUCAUGUUUAGAGCCAAACUUAUUGUCACUUGUGUACUAACAUGUGUUGGUUUCGUUGACUUUUCAUUUUUACAAUUUUCUAAAAAUUAUAACAGAUUCUUUUAUCAGUCUCAUAGCAUCUCCAACAGUAUUCUUAAGUGAGUUCUUAGAUUUAAGAAUCGAUUAUUCCUGAGUUAUACAAUUGGAGCAUGUUAACAUGGAUUCUAGCCGUGAGAA
Molecule: messenger RNA, 2525 nt
Organism: Medicago truncatula (barrel medic)
Lineage: Eukaryota; Viridiplantae; Streptophyta; Magnoliopsida; Fabales; Fabaceae
Exons: 19
Coding region: 542-2284 (580 amino acids)
Source: RefSeq, a predicted model, not a curated record